Molecule: messenger RNA, 1419 nt
Organism: Trichophyton benhamiae CBS 112371
Lineage: Eukaryota; Fungi; Ascomycota; Eurotiomycetes; Onygenales; Arthrodermataceae
Exons: 6
Coding region: 1-1419 (472 amino acids)
Biological process (GO): transmembrane transport
Molecular function (GO): calcium ion binding; ATP transmembrane transporter activity
Source: RefSeq, a predicted model, not a curated record
AUGGCCGAAUACAGUAUUCCGGCUGAAAAUCAGCUAUGGCGGCUCUUCCAAGCUAUCGACCACGACAAAAACGGCCAUCUCGAUAAGCAGGAACUGAAAGAUGCAUUCUCCAAUGCUGGCUUGACCGUACCGAGCUCCAAACUAGAUCAGUUCUUUGCCGAUGUAGACACAAACAGAGACGGGGUCAUCAGCUUCGACGAGUGGAGGUAUGCCUUUUCGUAUACACCCUCAUUUAUCCACUGCCACCACUACGCUGCUAACACACCAGAAGAGACUUUCUCCUCUUUCUCCCCGACACCCAUAACCUCCGUUCCGUUAUAUCGUACUACUCCGCAACCGGCACCCUCAAUCCCGAAGGAGACGUGCACAUUAACAAGACUCUGCAAGGAUCAGGGAUUAGAAGUGGAACUAGAGUUCAUCACCGUCCCUUCUCUCGUCAGAUUAUGGCUGUCGUACCGCUACCUAGAAGAAGUAUUGACCGAAACCACCCCCCAUGUAGGCUACUUCCUUGCCGGCGGGAUGGCCGGCGUUGUCUCCCGAACCGCUACCGCGCCUUUUGAUCGGUUGAAGGUCUACCUCAUCGCCCAAACAAGUACGAACAGCGCGAAGAGUGCAGCCAUCAACGCAGUCAAGGCCGGUGCGCCGGUUAAGGCCGUGGGGUGGUUGUCUUGGCCUAUCGUCGAGGCCACAAAGGAGCUAUGGCGUGCUGGAGGCAUCAGGAGUCUUUUUGCCGGAAAUGGCCUGAAUGUCGUCAAGGUCAUGCCCGAGUCAGCUAUCAAGUUUGGUGCAUACGAAGCUUCAAAACGCUUUUUCGCCAGUCUUGAAGGCCAUGGUGACACGAAGAAUUUGCUACCCAUCUCACAAUUCCUAUCCGGUGGCAUUGGUGGCAUGAUUUCCCACCGCAUGCAAUGUGAGACCGUACAAGGUGGCCUGCAUGGCAAUCAACUUAUAUACUCCACUGCCUCUAAAAUGUGGCAAACAAACGGCAUAUCAGGCUACUUCCGAGGUCUCCCCCUCGGCUUACUGGGGAUGUUCCCAUUCGCCGCCAUCGACCUUAUGACUUUCGAAUAUCUAAAAUCAACCCUGGUAUCACGCAGUGCGCGACUAGCUCACUGCCACGAAUCUGACGUGCAGCUAAGCAACUUCUCAACUGGAGCCAUCGGCGCAUUCAGCGGUGCAUUGAGCGCGUCCAUUGUUUACCCACUUAACGUGCUGCGUACUCGGCUCCAGGCCCAGGGUACCGUGCUGCAUAAGCCCACCUACACCGGCAUUGUGGACGUGACUGUACGCACAGUGCGGAGCGAAGGUGUCUACGGUCUCUUCAGAGGACUAACUCCAAACCUGCUAAAAGUCGUCCCGUCUGUAUCAAUCAGCUAUAUUGUCUACGAAAACUCAAAGCGGUUAUUCGGUCUAUCUUAA